AUGUCUCCGACAUUCCUUGCUUCUAUGGGAUUAUUUGAAAACCAGCUAUACCAGCCUGUGACCAUGAAAAUCUACGUCGGACUGCUUAGUAUUAUGCUAUUGGCAAUUGCUGCUGAAGCCGCACCUCUCACGGAAGAGCGCCAGGCCCAGCAUGAAUCUCGUCGGCUUGCCCGUUUGAAAAAUCGCGAAAGUCAUCCUCCUUACAAAAUUGGUACCAAUGAGAUCCUUCGUCUUAAUAAAACAUCAAAAAUUGAGUACAGCUCCAACUGGGCUGGUGCUGUUCUGAUCGGUGCCGACUACACUGCCGUUACAGCAGACUUUAUCGUUCCAAUCCCGCAAGUCCCCAAUUAUGGGGACGGAAAUAAACAGUACUGUGCUUCUGCAUGGGUUGGCAUUGAUGGAGACACCUGUGGUACGGCGAUUUUGCAAACCGGUAUUGAUUUCUGCGUCCAGGGCAGAUCGACGUCCUAUUCAGCGUGUGAUAUCAAUAUUUCGGCUGGCGACCUUGUUAGAAUGACCGUGGAUGCUACCUCAAAGACAUCCGGCGCUGCCACGGUUGAUAACAUAUCGACCGGUAGAUCCGUGACUCACACAUUUAACAGCGGCAUUCAGGGGGAUCUUUGCGAAUACAAUGCGGAAUGGAUUGUGGAGGAUUUUGAAAUCAAUAAUUCUUUAGUUCCAUUGGCAAAUUUUGGGACUGUCACUUUCCUCAAUUCCCUGGCGAUCGAGAGGAAAUCAGUCGUUGGGCCAUCCGAUGCAACGCUCAUCGAUAUCAGGCAAAACAAUAGAAUCCUGACGUCAAGUUCUGUUGACCGCAAUAGCGUUACGGUGAAGUAUGUUAUGUGA
Molecule: messenger RNA, 846 nt
Organism: Penicillium manginii
Lineage: Eukaryota; Fungi; Ascomycota; Eurotiomycetes; Eurotiales; Aspergillaceae
Product: A4/G1 family peptidase
Exons: 2
Coding region: 1-846 (281 amino acids)
Biological process (GO): proteolysis
Molecular function (GO): glutamic-type endopeptidase activity
Source: RefSeq, a predicted model, not a curated record